Molecule: messenger RNA, 3324 nt
Organism: Pygocentrus nattereri (red-bellied piranha)
Lineage: Eukaryota; Metazoa; Chordata; Actinopteri; Characiformes; Serrasalmidae
Gene: ppp2r2ab
Product: protein phosphatase 2, regulatory subunit B, alpha b
Exons: 10
Coding region: 334-1680 (448 amino acids)
Biological process (GO): peptidyl-serine dephosphorylation
Cellular component (GO): protein phosphatase type 2A complex; cytosol
Molecular function (GO): protein phosphatase regulator activity; protein binding
Source: RefSeq, a predicted model, not a curated record
UCCUUCUCCUCCUCUUCACCCACUCGUUACGCAUCCUCCUCCCCUAACAGAGCGGCGCGCACGGAUGGCGUGGCUGGUUGGGAGGAGGUUGCGCCAUUUUGAAUGUGGACAGCAGCAGGAGAGAGUGGGAGGAAAAGCUAAAGGGAGUGAAUGAGCCGUGUUUCCACUGCUGGGCUUCAACAGGGACUCGGGCAGAAAUAAACCAGACAAACAGAACAAACCAAACAGCCCGAAUUUCUCAUCUUCACACCGUCCACACUCCCUCAGUCUCAGACCGACCGCUUUGCAACAACACAGAACCAAGAGUUGACCGAGACCGGGCUCCCUCUCGCCAUGGCAGGUGCCGGAGGCGGGGGCAAUGACGUGCAGUGGUGUUUCUCACAAGUAAAAGGGGCCAUUGAUGAUGACGUAGCUGAAGCUGACAUCAUAUCUACUGUGGAGUUCAACCACUCAGGGGAACUGCUGGCCACAGGAGACAAAGGCGGUCGGGUCGUUAUCUUCCAGCAAGACACUGAGAACAAGAGUCAGCCACAGUGCCGCAGCGAGUACAAUGUUUACAGCACGUUUCAGAGCCACGAGCCCGAAUUCGACUACCUGAAGAGCUUAGAGAUCGAGGAGAAGAUCAACAAAAUCCGCUGGCUGCCACAGAAAAAUGCAGCACAGUUUUUGUUGUCCACAAAUGAUAAAACUAUAAAAUUAUGGAAGAUAAGUGAACGUGAUAAGAGACCAGAGGGCUACAAUCUUAAAGAAGAAGAUGGACGCUGCAGAGAUUCGACCACCAUCACAACUUUACGGGUGCCGGUCUUUAGACCCAUGGACCUAAUGGUGGAAGCCAGCCCUCGCAGAGUUUUUGCCAACGCUCAUACUUACCACAUCAACUCCAUCUCAGUCAACAGUGACAACGAGACGUACCUGUCGGCGGACGACCUGCGCAUCAACCUAUGGCACUUGGAGAUUACAGAUCGCAGCUUCAACAUCGUGGACAUAAAGCCGGCCAACAUGGAGGAGCUGACUGAGGUGAUCACAGCAGCUGAGUUCCACCCUCACCAGUGCAACACUUUUGUCUACAGCAGCAGCAAGGGCACUAUCCGCAUGUGUGACAUGCGCGCCUCCGCGCUUUGUGACAAGCACUCCAAGUUGUUUGAGGAGCCAGAAGACCCCAGCAAUCGCUCUUUCUUCUCAGAAAUCAUCUCUUCCAUCUCAGACGUGAAGUUCAGCCACAGUGGCCGUUAUAUGAUGACUCGAGACUACCUGUCUGUCAAGAUCUGGGACCUUAACAUGGAAAACCGCCCAGUGGAGACAUACCAGGUUCAUGAAUACCUCAGGAGUAAGCUGUGCUCACUUUAUGAAAAUGACUGCAUCUUUGACAAGUUCGAGUGCUGCUGGAACGGGAAUGACAGCGUGGUGAUGACUGGCUCCUAUAACAACUUCUUCCGCAUGCUGGACCGUACACAGCGGAGGGACGUGACCCUGGAGGCGUCUCGAGAGAGCAGCAAACCGCGGCAGGUCCUGAAGCCGCGGCGGGUGUGCGCCGGUGGCAAGCGCAAGAAGGAUGAGAUCAGUGUGGACAGCCUGGACUUCAACAAGAAGAUCCUACAUACCGCCUGGCACCCACAGGAGAACAUCAUCGCCGUGGCAACCACCAACAACCUCUACAUCUUCCAGGAGAAAGUGAACUAGCGCGCUUGGCCAUCGUGGCGAUAGAUAGAUAAACCGCCGAACCUCUGUCUGUGUGUUGGGGAGGGCGGGGUUGGGGAAUGAAUAAAUGAUGAACUAGCGAAGAAAAAUAAUCGUUUCUGUGGCCACCACCACCACCACCACGACCACAACAACCAACACCACCACCAUCGUCGUCAUCAUCACGUACCAACGGGCACCUGCUCCAGGACAGGGUGAACCGGUGGCCCAUAACCAUGGCAACCAAUAGUGAGCCGGUUCAGACUGAUCUGGAGAGAGGGCCACCGGACAUCCGGGCUCCGGGCUCUGUGGCAACAUGAUGCACGCCUUCCUCCGGUGAUGUGCCAUCUGCUGUCUGUACCUACAAUCCCCCUUUCCCCGCUUCGCCCGUAAGACCCAGCGGCAGGGCGAAGUGGGCAGCAGGUUCCAGUAUCUGUCAGACAUCAGCCAUAGUUUUUUUUUUUUUUUUUUUUUUUUGUUUGUUUGUUUUUCUGUUUUUGUAUUCUUCUUUUGGUUUGUUCAAGGUGUCUGUGUAUAAAAACAGAAAACUGAACUUAUGGAUGUGUCCCUGUAUUCUUCUUUAAGCCUCAGCUUAUUUUGUGCCAUUGUACUUUUUCUUUUUUUUUUUGUUUUUUAAUUUUAAUCUUCAGUGAAACUGCCAAGAUGUUUAGGUUGUUUUAAUUCUGUUUAAAGAAUGUUUCUUUUUUUCUUUAUUAUGCUCAAUAAAUUUUCUUCGAUACUGUCCUUAAACACAUCUGUUCAGUUAGAAACUUUUUUUUUUUUUCCUUUCUAUAAAUGCAGUCCUUUUGUGAAACAACAUAGGCUGUGACUGAAAGGGAUCUCUACUCCAUUACUAUUACACUGUAUAGCAAGGGGAGAACUGUUUAGGUUACUAAAUAGUGUUGGAAACAUGCAUUAUUAAAUAAAUUUGGACAUUUUAUCCUCACCCUGCUUCAGUAUUCACCAGUCACAUAAACAAAUCAAUCACUUGCUUGAGUGAGGCUGAACCUUGCCAUGAACAUGAGCAUGACUUUAGAAAAGGAGGAGAAUCAAGGUUUGUUUCUUUUUUUUGGUCCAUAAUUGCAGUAAUCGGUGUUAAAAUUUUCAUUUUUAAGAGCUGCUAUUUUAGUGUUUCUCCAGUUUGUUUUCAGUGGCUCAGGCCUGCUUUUUUCUCUCAUUUUUGGGUGCACAUUCAGCUGAUGCAUUGUGGGAGAUGUAGUAGCCAAAAGUAAAAAUCACUCCAGAAUUCAAUUUGUGUGAUUCAGACACUUAAUAGAAAAAAGCCGACGUAUGUAACGGUGUCAUAAAAUGUAAACAGGGAUCCAUUUCGGUCACAGCCACACAUCACCCCAAAGCUGAGUAGUCUCUGCAGACAGGCUCACGGCAGAAGUCUUGUAGUCGUGUGAUUUGUUUGCUGCAGUUCAUCUAUACUCAAACUAGCACAGCCCUGUAGACUGAUAAUUGGCGUAUAAAAACUGUUGCCCGUACUGUACCCUUUUUUAUGUUUGUUUGUUUUUAACCCCUUUGUUCCCCACCCUCACUCAGUCUCUCACCCCCUCUCUCUCUCUCUCUGCAAGUUGAGAAAGAUUAUAGAGAUUACGAUAAUGAAAAAUGGUAUUUAUAAACUGAACAAACAUUACACUCAAA